CGCCAACAUGUUUCUUAAUCAGAUGAAAGAUAUGAUAUUAGCUUAUAGUACUAGAGUACUAUAAUAUAUACUAGAGUACAGUACUAGAAACUAUUCUUAGUGAGGACACAUUUUAAACGCGAGAUUAGCAUACUCCCAAAGGUGUAAUUUUUAGUAGUUUCAAAAUUCAAGAAUAGACUGCAAGUUGAGGUUCGAAAAAGUAAAAAGUGUUUUUGAAAGUGGCCCUAUCGCAAUUUGAUCUGUAUCAGCCUCCGAGAUACAGCUGAUUUUCAAAAUACAUUCGGAAUCAUUUUAACGUAAAAAGUUCAGUGGUUGUCAUAGAGAUGCUGCCACUUAUCACGUGUGGAGAACAAGUGGAUUGUCGUAUUUACCGACCGAGCCAAGGCAACCCUGUGGAAUAGGAGAUUCGAAAAUUCGGAAAAAUAAAUAUAGAAAAAAGAAAAAAGUUAGAAAUGGACAAGAGGGGUGCUUUUAAGAGACCAGUAUAGGAGAUCGGCUCGAGGAAGAAUGAGCGCUACGAAUUAAUUCAUUAAGAAAAUCAUACGAGAAUCUGCUCGGUUAUUUGGAAAAGCAAUAAAAAAAAUAUUUUAGUUUUAAUGAAUAUUUUAUGAUCCUUACAUAAAAGCAACGGAGCAAUUAGGAACACAUAACUUGUUGAUCAAGUGGGUGGUUUAUACUUGCGGCUGAUGGUAAUGUACGUACAUAGGACCAUCACAUCAUCUCUUGGCAGUGAAUGGUAGCUAAUGAUUAUUCACAUGCAAGGAAGUAAAAGAAAAUAUUAAAAGGAAAUGAAGUUACAUUGUGGCAGAGUGGAAUGUGCGUUCUUUUGAUUUUCUGAAUAUUUAACAUUUCAAGUGUCAAAUGGCUGUUUUGCACCGAGCUUUGUUCACGUGGUUUAAUCUUCUCAUUUUCCUGAUCCUACUGGUGUUGCGCUUAGAUUUGAGAAUACAGUGGAACUGGUUUAUUGUCUUCAUUCCUAUGUGGCUCUAUGACAAUAUACUCCUGAUUUAUAUUGUAUUUAAUAUGAUAUCACAUUGCAAAAAUGGACACGACAGAGCCAGCAGUUUGAGAAGAAAAGUUUGGUACAUGGCAGCUGUCUUAAUGAAACUCAGUGCUCAGAUAUUAAUUUGUUUGAAAUUGGAAGCACCGCAUUGGAAUCUACCUGCCAAAGCUGUGCUUGCUCCUUUUUGGCUACUUCUGCCUGCUUUGGCUGUAGAUAUUUUUGUACACCUGAUACAUCAUUCGAAGUAUUGACCAUGGGUUAUCCAAAAUCUAUGAUAUUGCAACCAACUAAAUCUACAUCUUAUGAAAAAUUGAUUUACAACGGCAUAGCUACAUAAAAUAUUAAAUGAAAAUUUGAGCUUGUUAAAUUCCACAGUCAUAUGCUUCUCAUACAUUUCUUGCAAUAUGCAUA
Molecule: messenger RNA, 1414 nt
Organism: Cephus cinctus (wheat stem sawfly)
Lineage: Eukaryota; Metazoa; Arthropoda; Insecta; Hymenoptera; Cephidae
Product: transmembrane protein 60
Exons: 2
Coding region: 862-1254 (130 amino acids)
Source: RefSeq, a predicted model, not a curated record